CGGAUUAUACGGGACCGCUCUCUCCGCCCCCAGCGGAGUUUCCCUCCGCCCUCGCCCGCACUCCCCACCCCUCCUCUGGCCGCAGAGAAGGGCAUGGAGUUGGCGGGAGCCUAUAAAAGCUCCUGAGAGCGCGCUGGGGCCACGGUGCUGUGACAGCCUCCACGGGUAGAGCAGGGCCGCCCACCAUGUCCCACCACUGGGGAUACGGCAGCCACGACGGACCCGCUCACUGGCAUGAGCACUUUCCCAUCGCCAAUGGAGAGCGCCAGUCCCCCAUUGACAUCUGCCGCAAGUCCGCCAAGUACGACUCCUCUCUGAAGCCUCUUAGCUUCAGUUACGAUGCCAGCACGGCCAGAAACAUCGUCAACAACGGGCACUCCUUCAACGUGGAGUUUGAUGAUUCUUCUGAUAAGUCAGUGGUGCAAGGAGGAGCACUGGAUGGAGUCUACAGGCUGGUGCAGUUUCACAUUCACUGGGGAUCCUGUGAUGGCCAGGGAUCUGAGCACACUGUGGAUGGUGUGAAAUAUGAUGCAGAGCUCCAUAUUGUUCACUGGAAUGUAAAAUAUGGUAAAUUUGCUGAAGCUGUGAAGCAUCCUGAUGGUUUAGCUGUGGUGGGCAUCUUCAUGAAGGUGGGAAAUGCCAAGCCUGAGAUGCAGAAGGUUGUGGAUGCUCUGAGCUCCAUUCAAACCAAGGGAAAGCAAGCUUCCUUUACAAAUUUUGACCCCACUGGACUCCUUCCUGCAUGCAGAGACUACUGGACAUACCCUGGCUCACUGACAACUCCACCACUGCUUGAAUGUGUGAUCUGGCACGUUCUGAAGGAGCCCAUCACUGUGAGCCCUGAGCAGAUGUGCAAACUCCGUGGCCUUUGCUUCAAUGCUGAGAAUGAGCCCGUGUGCCAUAUGGUGGACAACUGGCGCCCGUGUCAGCCCUUGAAGAGCAGAGAAGUCAGAGCCUCCUUCCAGUAACCUCAGUGCUGCAAGUGUUAGGAAUUGCUGUGUUUGUGAGGAGCCCCUUUUGCUAAGCCCAAAUCUCAAACUUUGCCAUGUGUGCCCAGGCAACAUCUUGUCUCCCAGAUCCAUUCCUUCUUUUGCUCUGCAUCUGAAAUGCCAGCUAUUGAAAUGUGAAAGGCUCUUGGCCGAAUGGGGAAGGGUUCUUAAGGUGUGGGGUUGGGGGAGGCAGGGGGUGGGUGGCUGUGUGCAUUUUGGUGACUAUUACUGCGACUGACGCUUUGGUAUGACAGUAAGUUGGCCACUUGGGAGAGGAUAUGGUGGUAGCAAAAUAAGCCAUUUUAAGAAACCUCAUCUACUGGUGUGAUAGUACACGUAACUAACGAUAACUUGAAGCUUUGUAAGAAGCACAGGAAUACAGAAUCUAGCUAUAAUUUAGUGAAAAAAGGUAUUUUGAGAAAGUUAAGCAAAAUGAAUAUUUAGAAUUAGACUUGUUAGAUUUUAAGAAACUGACAUGUAAAUAUUUUUGAGACUAUUUUGCAUUUUUACCCAUGCUGUCAACAGCCUUAGUUAUGUCUUAAUGGUAGUGUUGGGUUUUUUAAUUCAAAAUGUUCUAAAUUAAAUGUUAUCUUUAAAAUUUGUUAUUACCAUAGAAAUAAUUCAAACUAUCUUUUCAUUGAAAUAAUAUAUGUUCUAAUUUAAAAAGGAAAAUAAUAUUGUAUUUUAGAUAACUUCUCUAAUAAAUCUAUACUUCUA
Messenger RNA from Pyrgilauda ruficollis (rufous-necked snowfinch), 1706 nucleotides. RefSeq names its product carbonic anhydrase 2. Gene Ontology annotation, molecular function: zinc ion binding; carbonate dehydratase activity. Lineage: Eukaryota; Metazoa; Chordata; Aves; Passeriformes; Passeridae. The record is from RefSeq and is a predicted model, not a curated record. Gene Ontology annotation, cellular component: cytoplasm. The coding region runs from base 186 to 968 and encodes 260 amino acids. The transcript has 7 exons.